UAUAACAUAUACGUUCUCUGGAGUAACUCGCUGUCUUUUAGCUGUCAGGUGGGAAGCAGACAUUUUCUUCUGAAGUGAUUUUCUCGUGCCCGUGGUUGGUGGUGAUUUUUUUCCAAUAAGAAUUCACCGAAACAGCGUAACGUAACAUAAAACCAACAAUGUUCUCAUCACUGUUUGAAGCUGCCAAAAACUCGCCUUUGCGUACACCAUUUACCAAAGUCCAAUGCGACACCACCGGUAAGUCUGGUCCAGUGCCCGGACGCCAGAUUCAAGCAGCAUCAACACCUAGCGGUGAUUCGUGCGAAUUCGGCAGCAACAAAUACUUUGCGCUAUGUGGUGUCGGCGGUAUCCUGUCCUGCGGUACUACGCACACCUUCGUCGUACCGUUGGAUUUGGUGAAAUGCCGUCUACAAGUUGACCCCAAAAAGUACAAGAAUUUGAUCAACGGCUUCAAGCUUACCGUGGCUGAAGAAGGCGCACGUGGUUUGGUUAAGGGCUGGGCACCAACUUUCUUCGGUUACUCAGCACAGGGUCUCUGCAAGUUCGGUUUGUAUGAAGUUUUCAAAGUGUACUACUCCAACAUUUUGGGUGAGGAGAACUCCUACCUGUACCGUACCUGGUUGUACUUGGCUGCCUCGGCUUCGGCUGAAUUCUUUGCUGAUAUCGCUUUGGCUCCUAUGGAAGCUGCCAAGGUCAAGAUCCAAACCACCCCUGGCUACGCUAACAACUUGCGUCAGGCUUUGCCUAAGAUGAUUGGUGAAGAAGGUGUAGCUGCUUUCUACAAGGGUCUGGUACCAUUGUGGAUGCGUCAAAUCCCAUACACCAUGAUGAAGUUCGCUUGCUUCGAACGUACCGUUGAAUUGUUGUACAAGCACGUUGUACCCAAGCCACGCGUUGAAUGCACCAAGGGUGAACAAUUGGUGGUGACAUUUGCUGCCGGUUACAUUGCUGGUGUCUUCUGUGCCAUCGUCUCUCAUCCAGCUGAUGUCGUCGUUUCGAAAUUGAACCAAGCCAAGGGCUCCACCGCCAUUCAAGUGGCUAAAUCGCUCGGCUUCAUGGGUAUGUGGAACGGUCUGACGCCACGUAUCAUUAUGAUUGGUACACUCACUGCCCUGCAAUGGUUCAUCUACGAUGGUGUCAAGGUUGCCUUGGCUCUACCACGUCCACCACCACCAGAGAUGCCAGCUACCCUCAAGGCUAAACUCGAGGGCUCAACACAAUAAGCAGUAAUUUCUAGUUUUAAUUCAACUCAUCAGCAAACUACCACUACGACUCUAAAUUAAAUAAGUUCAGCCAGCGAUAUUAAAAUGAGGCGAUUUCAAGUCGUCGUCACAAGUAAAAGUAGUUAAGACGCAAACCAAAACAAGUAUAUAAAAUUACCACAACAGUACGAUUGAAUAUACCGAGAAUAUACACAUUGGCUCGGGCAUACGUAACGGCACGCUUAUUUCGGGGGACACUUUACAAUGCUGUACGUUACGCAAUUGCAUAUAAUUAGGAAAGAGAAUACUUAGUAAAUAAGCAGAAAGAGAUAAAAUUGUAACACGAAGGAAAUAUAAUACACGCGAACACUGUACUAUACAUAUGUAUCUAAUCUUCCACGCAUUUACAGCAGCAACGUAAUUCUGGCAUUCCAGUGGGUACUGUAAAUGUGCCACUCACUAUAAACUUUGCAUUUCUAUUUUAAACUUUUUAACUAAACCGUUACUAUAAAGUAAAUUUAAUGAACAUUCUUGUAUUUCACUCUGCCUAUAUACCGAUAUAAAUGAUUUUCAUAAACUUAAUUUAUCUUGUAUAGUAUUGUAAAAUGUAUUUAAGUUAAAACCCGAUUUGUGUGCAAAAGGCGAACAGAAGUUGUAAUAUGCAUUUGUUAAGGAAAAAAACAGCAUUAUGGAAAAUUUACUAAAAAUUAUUGUAAAAUUGUUUAGCAGCAUUAAAUAAAAAGUAUAAGAUGUGUAUAUUGUUUUAACUAAAUGUGUUAUGUAAUAUAUUUUUUAAAACCCCGUUAAACAGCGUUGUCAACGUUGUCCGAAGAAUAUAGUAAAAUA
Ceratitis capitata (Mediterranean fruit fly) is the source of this 2048-nucleotide messenger RNA. It is a transcript of the gene Mpcp2, whose product is annotated as phosphate carrier protein, mitochondrial. NCBI's taxonomy places the organism in Eukaryota, Metazoa, Arthropoda, Insecta, Diptera, Tephritidae. Gene Ontology annotation, biological process: mitochondrial phosphate ion transmembrane transport. Gene Ontology annotation, cellular component: mitochondrial inner membrane. The transcript is spliced from 4 exons. Bases 159 to 1223 code for a protein of 354 amino acids. The record is from RefSeq and is a predicted model, not a curated record. Gene Ontology annotation, molecular function: phosphate transmembrane transporter activity.